AUGGAACAAAGUAAUGUAAAUGGGUCACCAAGUUCGCCUUCGAAACCUUCUAUCGAGGCCAACGACUAUGACCUACAAUUUCCAACAUGGAGUAUGGAAAAUUUGAAGAAAGCAGCAGAAGAACAAAAAUUAUUUCGUCCAAGGAGCUUAGCAUGGGCUGUUUUACUUAAUGCUAUUCCACCACCAUCUGGAGAUAUUUUGAUGAGCAUAAGAGGCCAUCGUAAUUUCUAUGAUGAUUUACAAAAGAAAUUGUCUAUGGAUCCUCGUGCUGUUAUUGGAGAUGAUCCAUUAUCUCAGAAUGACGAGAGUGCUUGGAAGCAACAUUUCUGUGAUAACGAAUUGAAGGCGUUGAUUUUGCAAGAUGUAGUGAGAACAUUCCCCGAUGAAGCCUACUUUAGAGAGCAGAGUGUUCAAGAUUUAAUGGUACGAGUAUUGUUCUUUUGGGCGCGCUCUCACCCCAGUCCGGGGUACAGGCAGGGAAUGCACGAGAUACUAGCGCCGUUGCUGUACGAGUUGUAUACAGAUAGGAAAUGUAGACCGUAUUAUUUGAGUGACACUUUACGUUAUUAUCUACAAGAUGAAUACUUAGAACACGACAGUUAUAUGCUAUUCAGUGCCAUAAUGAAGGGCUUGGAGAAGUUUUAUUCGACGGGUGACGUCAUACCAUCGUCGUGUGGAAGAUUGCCCACGUCGAAAUCUGUUCAUAAUCAAAAUGAAGUAGUAAGAUAUUUGGAUAGAGUAAGAGAGGAUUAUCUAGUCGCGUACGACCCGGAGCUGGCGUCGCAUUUGGCUGACUGCAAUAUUUCUAUGGAAUUGUUUGGCAUCCGCUGGCUCCGAUUGCUCUUCGGCCGGGAAUUCCCCCGUUCGGAAAUACCAAAUCUAUGGGGCUUCAUAUUCUCGGACGGACCGAUGUUGCCAAACGUACAUUACGUUAUAAUUUCCAUGCUACUAUCUAUUAGGACUGUAUUACUAGACUCAGACACGGGCAAUGCACUCUCAGUCCUGAUGCGGCCUUCUUCAGUGAGUGUGGGACACGUGUGUGCUUUAGCAUUGCACCUACGAUGUCCACAUCUAUACCCUAAACCACCGCCACCACAAAUUAUCGAGCAGAUCAUAGAGACUCCGACGCGGAGUCACACGUACUCGGUGACGACGGACUCUCAGUCCACGUCGUCGUCGGACGUGGUGGAGGGCGUGGCGGAGGGCGGCGACGUGGCGCGCUCGCUGGCGGCGCUGGCGCUGCUGCGCGCGCGCCUGCCGCCCGCCGCCGCCGCGCUGCGCGCCGCGCUGCCGCGCCCGCCGCCCGCCGCGCGCGCGCCCCUGCAGGAGAUACUGCAGUUAGCAGCAUUACUCCAAUGCCGUAACCACGCGUUGAUAGACGUCGAAACCGCACUAGAAGCGGCGGAAAACCAAUCUAUAGAGACGAUUGGUAAAAAACAACUAGUGCCUGUAGUGAUGUUUCCUAAACCCAACCAAAAACCUGUGAAAAUUAUGAAUAAUGUGAAAGAAGUGCCAUUGAAAUUAUUCCACCAAGUCGAGUGCGAUGGAGCAAGUGACUUGCCAUUUUUAGACCCUCUAAGAUUACGGACAGAA
Molecule: messenger RNA, 1593 nt
Organism: Brenthis ino (lesser marbled fritillary)
Lineage: Eukaryota; Metazoa; Arthropoda; Insecta; Lepidoptera; Nymphalidae
Source: the annotation of a GenBank genome assembly